AUGAACGCUUCGUCGCUCACGUCCGCCACGAUGGCAACUCCCCGGCUCGCUCAGCGCAGCUGCAACGCCGCAGGCGCGGUCGCGGGGGCCUGCGCGCCCGCGCGGCCGUCUCCGGCGCGGCUCUUCCGCCUCCACACCGCGUCUCGGACGACGCGCCGCGCCAACUUCGUCGUGACGCGCGCGGUCGCCGUCAGCACAAGCACCAAGAUGAAGCUGUCGUGCCGGAAGGAGACGACGCCGGGGCAGAGCCUCGUCGUCGUGGGCGACGGCGCCGCGCUCGGGGAGUGGGACGUGAGCCAGGCGCACGAGAUGACGUGGGGCGAGGGACACGUGUGGAGCACUGAGCUCGACGUUCCUGGCGGUCUGGACGCGUACUUCAAGCUCGUCAUGAUCAACGGCGACGGUUCGGCCACUUGGGAGAGCGGCGACAACCGCGUGGUGGCCGUCGCGGAGGGCGCGUCGGCCGUCGCGGUCGAGUGCGAGUGGAACAACACCGCGGCCACCGCGGUCGAGGUCGAGACGAAGCCCACGAAGACGAAGCCAUUCGGCAGCAAGAAGUCGACCGGAAAGACUGAAACGGCGACGGAGCCGUCCGCCAGCGACAACAAGAAGAAGGCCGGCGGCAAGCUGCCGAAACUCCCGAACCCGCUCGGCUUCUUCCGGAAGAGCCGCGACGAGGACAACUAG
Molecule: messenger RNA, 687 nt
Organism: Pedinophyceae sp. YPF-701
Lineage: Eukaryota; Viridiplantae; Chlorophyta; Pedinophyceae
Source: the annotation of a GenBank genome assembly